Messenger RNA from Hydractinia symbiolongicarpus, 2485 nucleotides. RefSeq names its product mitochondrial-processing peptidase subunit alpha-like. The transcript has 11 exons. The record is from RefSeq and is a predicted model, not a curated record. Gene Ontology annotation, molecular function: metalloendopeptidase activity; metal ion binding. Gene Ontology annotation, cellular component: mitochondrion. The coding region runs from base 28 to 1641 and encodes 537 amino acids. NCBI's taxonomy places the organism in Eukaryota, Metazoa, Cnidaria, Hydrozoa, Anthoathecata, Hydractiniidae.
UUCAGCAAAAUAUUAAUUUACGGAAUCAUGGCGGCUAGAGCUGCAGGAGCUUUACGUCGAUCACGCUCCUAUUUUUGUAAUUUAGCUCCGUUUCGUAUUGACUCAAGAAAAGGAGCAUUGAAUGCUUUAAAUUUUAAAAGGUUUUAUUGUGAUAAAGUGUUACCACCAUUAACUACCCCAUUAGAUGUCGCUAAAAAUGAUUUUACCAAUGCUGGCCAAGUAAUAAUUCCUGCACGUGGUGGUGGUCGUGGUGAGGUGAAAAUUACAACUUUAUCUAAUGGCCUAAAAGUCGCAUCAGAGGACAGCUUUGGUCAGUUCUGUACGAUAGGAGCAUUAAUUGAUGCCGGUUCACGAUAUGAAGUGGAUUAUCCAAGUGGAGUAAGUCAUAUGCUGGAAAAAAUGGCAUUUCAGAGUACAGACAACUUUGCAAGUCAUGAUGAAAUAGUGCAUAAAAUGGAAAGCCUUGGUGGACAUGUCGAUUGUCAGUCAUUUAAGGAUUGCAUAAUUUAUGCUGCAUCAGCAUUUAAAUAUAAUACUGGAGAAGUAAUUGAUGUCCUUUGUGACUCUAUAUGGCGAGCAAACAUGACGGAAGAUGAGAUUGAGGAGCAAAAAAUGACGAUUGGGUUUGAACUGGAAUCGCUAGAUUACAGACCUGACUUUGAACCACAACUCACAGAUCUUAUUCAUGCUGCUGCUUUUAAUGGAAAUAGCCUUGGUAUGCCAAAAUAUUGCCCUCCAGAAAACAUAUCUGUUCUGAAUUCAAACAUAUUAAAACAUUACUUGCAGAGAUAUUAUACACCAAAUAGAAUAACAAUUGCAGGCGUGAAUGUCGACCACAAUGAACUUGUGAAACACUGUAACAUGCAAUUUGUUGAUAAACAACCAAGUUGGCUGUCACAGGCACAUGUUGAACCAGAUUGCUCGAUUGCACAGUACACAGGAGGUUUUGUGAAGGAACAUCGGAAAGAACCACGUUUGCAGCCAGGCAUUACACAAUUUCCUGAGCUCGUUCAUAUAGCGGUUGGAUUUGAAAGUGCUAAAUACACAGAUCCGGACAUGUUCAGUUUUGCUGUUUUAAAUAUGCUUCUUGGUGGAGGAGGGUCGUUUUCGGCUGGUGGGCCUGGCAAAGGAAUGUAUUCUCGCCUAUAUACGAAUGUUUUGAACAGGCGACACUGGAUGUACUCCUCCACUGCAUAUAACUUUUCCUAUGCUGACUCAGGAUUGUUUUGUAUUCAAUCUAGCGCUCCACCAAACGAGGCUGAUGCUGUGGUGAAAGUGAUCACGAAAGAAUUUAUGAACCUGGUGACGGAACCCUUCCAUGAGAUCGAAGUUGCCCGAGCAAAGAAGCAAGCACAGUCCAUGUUAAUGAUGAAUUUAGAAUCCAGAAUCGUACGUUUCGAAGAUAUUGGGAGGCAAGUUCUUGGGCUAGGAUUUCGACAUAGUCCGCAAAACUUGUAUGAUUCGUUAGAAAGUGUAACUGCAGAUGAUUUAAGACGGGUUUCUGAAAAGAUGCUUAGCACUAAACCUGCAGUAGCAGCGAUUGGUAACUUGACUCACUUACCAUCAUACAAAGAAGUGGAAAAGAACUUGACAAAAUCAAAUGCGAGUUUCGGAAGAUAUUUGUUUGGUUCUAUGAAGUAAACCGUGAAGUGCUCGGAAGAUAAAUUUAGAAUGUGCUAUUUUUACUUCAACCGAUCGCGUUUGGUUCUUUUCGUGAAUCCGUUUUGGUAAAACAAAUGACAUUUUAAACAAAAGGGGAACACUUUGGAAAACUUUGCCGUAAAUAAAUUUACGUGCAGCGGUUGAAAUAGAAACAAAAUGGAUACAUCUUUUCGUUACUCCUCAAUUAUUUUCUAAGUUAAGAAUAAGUUCCCGUGAAUGUUAAAAAUAAUCAGAAAGGGAUGAGCAUGUGGUAUGCUAAGCUAUGCCCCAAAAAUUGUGGUGGAGCGCUUACAGCGACGUGUCCUUUUCGGGCGGAAUGUCAAAAUAAAUUUACAACAUCGGCCUAAAUACAAAACACACGAUAUCAUAUCUUAACCAUAGCUAAAAUGUUAACAACUUUAGAAAGUUCUAAAUCAAUAGUGAGAAAAAUAAUUGCGUGUCAUUUUUUGCGAGAAUUUAUUUUCACGAAUUUAGAAACCUCGGAUUUUUCGCAGGAAUUAAAUUUCGUAACUCGCAAAAUAUUCUUCCCGCAAAAAUUUCUUCCCUUGAGGUAGCUAACAUUGGCUAAAAACGUAUCCAAGAUGUGAGUAACAAAAAUGUUUGUAACAUAUUUUCAUAUUAAUAUUAACAUAGUUUCUAAGUUAAAUAUAGAUCACCAAGACACUUCAAUAGUUUGAGUUAUCAGGAUAAAAAUAGCUCGAGUUAAUAGUGACAGCUUUGUUUAAGUAAAACAAGAAUAUAUAUAAUCUUGAUGAUGGCAAAGUUUGGCAGUGCAUUGUACUUUUUUGCUAGCUUUUUUAAAUAAAUAUAUAAUUUCACAAAA